UCUUUAAAGUGGUCUGCUCUGUCUUGCUGCCAUGUUGGAUGUACGCAUCGCCGCUGCAGCUGCAGGAGUUUCCGAAUGAAAGUUGAGCAUUUAUCCGAGUUUAAACACACUGCGAGCUCUUAAUUUCUGUAUUUAACACUAAACGGAGAAGUUACGGUUCUUUCUUGAGCAGAAGCAAGCCUGGAAAACACCCCCGUCCUCCUCCGCCCUCCAGCCGGGAGUCGGACUCAGCGGAGAUGAUCCGGUUGCAGGCCACAGCAACCGGAGCCCGCAUGGAUUUUCUGUAAUUAGUAGUGUUUGCUGAGUCCGUCCAGGGAUAACUGCAUCGUUUCGGGGUAAACUAGAAGAAUACGGAGCCAUGAACAGCCACCCGCCGCCCCGCAGGUCUGUUAACGUCGGCUCCAUCCUCCUGACCCCGCAGGAGAACGAGUGCCUAUUCGGCUACCUGGGCAGGAAAUGCGCCACUCUGUGUUCGGCAGUGGUCCAGGUGUAUGGCACAGACCGGAGCUGCAGCUGGGUGAAGAGGUGCUGUGGAGUGGCCUGCUUGGUCAAAGACAACCCACAGAGGUCCUACUUCAUCAGAGUGUUUGACAUCAAGGAAGGGAAAACCAUGUUUGAACAGGAACUGUACCACAACUUCUCCAUCAGCAGCUCCAGAUCUUACUUUGUCUCAUUUGCAGGAGAUACCUGUCAGAUCGGUCUGAACUUCGCCAGUGAAGAAGAGGCCAAAAGAUUCAGAGCUGCUAUCAAUGACCUGCUCAACCGACGACAACGUAAAACCGAGAAGAGAGGUGACCCUAGAAAUGGUCCAGCUCUGCACAUGGCCACAGUGGACAUCAAGAACCCGGAGAUCAACAACGUCCGAUUCCACAACUCCCACAGUCACCAGCAGCCAUACCACCUCAACAACAUGCUGAGCCACAGCGGGCUAACUCGGAAGGACAAGAAGAACAAAGGCAAGAAGAAGAAACUGACCAAGGCCGACAUUGGCACGCCCAGCAACUUCCAGCACAUUGGUCACGUGGGCUGGGAUCCGAACACAGGUUUUGAUCUGAACAACCUGGACCCUGAACUAAAGAACCUGUUCGACAUGUGCGGCAUCUCUGAGGCUCAACUGAAGGACAGAGAGACAUCCAAGGUCAUCUACGACUUCAUCGAGAAGAAGGGUGGCGUAGAGGCCGUCAAGAACGAGCUGAGGAGGCAGG
This is a messenger RNA of Morone saxatilis (striped sea-bass), 1205 nucleotides long. RefSeq names its product neural Wiskott-Aldrich syndrome protein-like. Gene Ontology annotation, biological process: actin filament organization; regulation of Rho protein signal transduction. The record is from RefSeq and is a predicted model, not a curated record. Gene Ontology annotation, molecular function: small GTPase binding. Lineage: Eukaryota; Metazoa; Chordata; Actinopteri; Moronidae.